Penicillium verrucosum is the source of this 363-nucleotide messenger RNA. RefSeq lists its product as uncharacterized. The transcript is spliced from 2 exons. The record is from RefSeq and is a predicted model, not a curated record. Lineage: Eukaryota; Fungi; Ascomycota; Eurotiomycetes; Eurotiales; Aspergillaceae. Bases 1 to 363 code for a protein of 120 amino acids.
AUGUCCUCUACUCGAUUAUCCCACAUUCCACAACAGGUCCUUAACCUCUGCAACGAUCUACAAGAACUAGUCUUCAUCAAGGUUGCAAUUGGAAUCCACGACCGAACUAUGCUGACAAUUAACAACACGACCACAACACCGGCACAGUUAAAUCUCCACCGUGGAUCCUGGCUGCACGCCAAGUCGAAAGUGGCAUCCUUGCACCGGAGCAUCGUGGCGGAUUUCAAUCGCCUGCCGCGUCAUAUGAAACGCACAUUCGUGAGGAUGAACCAGUCGACUCUGUGCGAGCAUGGCUUUCGACCUUCUGAUGAUUGCUUGGAGAUUACUCGUCCUGGUAGUAGAAGGGUUGUUUUUGUGCUUUGA